AUGAUGAGAGGAUACUUUGCGUUCCCUCCAGCUCAAGCCGUUCAUACUUUACCACAGUCAGAGAAAGUAGGGGAUGUGCCUAGGGUGGACAAGGUAGAUGUGCAAAGUGGAGCAGAUCCACGUUUCGAGAGGAUGGAGACGGAGAAGCCAAAUGUGGACGAUGUUCGGAAUCGAGAACAACAGAGGCAGGACGAAGAAGCAAGAAGAAGACGAAGGGAGAAGGCAAAAGAAGUAGCAGACGCUGGAGAGAUGGAAUGGGUACGGUCAGGAGGCGUUCUACGAGACGCGUUUGGGCGGAGAGAUUGGGUACGGACAGAGGGUAUCCGAAAGGAAAUAAAAUUGCAAGAGCAGGAGAAGCGCGUGAUGGAGAAAUGGGAAGCGUACGAACGGCGAUGGCGUCUUCUGCUCACUUCGAAUGAUCCGCUUGGUUUCUCAGAUAUCCCGUGGCCUCUACAUACCCCUCCAUCCGCUGCCAAGGGACUAGCUAUAACGCCAAUCUCGGAAUUCGUGUUCGAAUCGCUCUCGGUUCGUGCGAACGUCGUAACAAGGAGAGAAAGAAUCCGGAACUCGCUCUUGCGAUGGCAUCCGGAUAAGCUUGCUGGUGUGGUGAGCAGAGUGAAGUGCGAUGAUAUGGAAGGUGUUGUCGAGGGUAUUAAUGCGGUUGCGCAUUGCUUGAAGACGCUGCAAGAUACGGAGAGAGCUGGACAGCGACUCUAGGGGCGUGUGCUUGUGAUUGAUGGCGAGUGUGACCUGUGUUAGAGAUAAUGCAGGGAUGAGUGAUUAGCAGCUCAUAGAUACUGCAGCUCAAGAUGUUUGCAGGCCAAUGUCAAAUUCAGACGCAUUCGAUGUCCGCCAUGAUGCCGAGUGACGGCGGGAGGAGGACGAACCUUAAGUGAAAAGCGACUGGU
Molecule: messenger RNA, 908 nt
Organism: Serpula lacrymans var. lacrymans S7.9
Lineage: Eukaryota; Fungi; Basidiomycota; Agaricomycetes; Boletales; Serpulaceae
Exons: 1
Coding region: 1-717 (238 amino acids)
Biological process (GO): canonical NF-kappaB signal transduction
Source: RefSeq, a predicted model, not a curated record